UUGAUGAAAAAUUUUUUUGAAAAAAAAAAAAAAUUCGUUCAACUACUUUCACGGAUAGAUGGCGAUAAUUUAGUUAUUUGAUUUUUUUAUUCGAUUUGAGAAUUCUUUUUUUUUUGGACCAAUCAAUCGUGAUUUUGAAAAUGGCAAUAAAAUCGUUAGAAAAAAAAUCAAUAAUCUUGAUCGAAUUGAUUGGUCGAAUAUUGUUUUCUCUAUACAACGUUCGUUUAGAAUGUCAACAAAUAAUUGUAAUCGAUUACAAUCAUCAUCGAACGAUAAAUCGAUUAAAUCCACCAGCAACAAAAGCAAAAGAUCAUCAACAUCAUCGAAUAUAGCCGUAUUGACCAGUGGUGGUGAUUGUCAAGGAAUGAAUAGUGUGUUAUAUGGUUUAACAUGUCAUCAUAUUGAUACGAUUAUGGCCACUAAUAAUUCCAAUGAUAAAACAGAAUUAUAUUUGGUUUAUAAUGGUUACCAAGGACUAAUCGAUGGAUCUUCACGAUCGAUUAUAAGCGCUAAUUUAAAAAUUUUACAUCGCCAUCUUUAUCAAGGCGGCACAAUAAUAAAUUCAUCACGUUGUCGUGAAUUCUAUCAUCAAGAUGGUCGUCGUAAAGCAGCAUAUAAUCUAUUGCGAUUGAAUAUACAAAAUCUUAUUAUUAUCGGUGGUGAUGGUAGUCUUACCGGUGCAAAUCAUCUACGCCGUGAAUGGCCACAAUUUGUUAAGGAAUUAAUUGAUAAAGGUGAAUUCGAUUCAAAGAAUUCAAAUAGCCAAUUGAAUCUAAUCGGUAUAAUUGGAUCAAUUGAUAAUGAUUUUUUUGGAUCUGAAAUGACAAUCGGUACGGAUUCAGCAUUGGCACGUGUUGUUGAAAGUAUUGAUGCGUUAAAAACUACGGCUAAAAGUCAUAGCCGUGCCAUUGUUGUCGAAGUGAUGGGUCGUAAUUGUGGUUACCUUGCAAUAUCGACAGCUUUGGCUACACAAGCAUCAUAUGUAUUCAUUCCAGAAUAUCCACAUCGAUCAACAGAUGAAUGGCAGAAAAAACUUGCAGCACGAUUACAAUAUGAACGUAAUAAUGGACAAUAUUAUCAUAUAGUGAUUAUUGCUGAAGGUGCAUGUGAUAAUAAUGGUGAUUCGAUAAAAUCCAACCAAAUAAAAGAUUAUCUAAAUAAAGAUUGCAAUAUUGAAACACGAUUAAUAAUAUUGGGACAUUUACAACGUGGUGGUUAUACUUCUGCUUUCGAUCAUCUAAUGUCAAUGUCAAUGGGCAUCAAGGCAUAUGAUAUGAUCCGUAUGAAAGAAGUGGAACCGACAGCAGCAGAAGAAAAAGAAACAGCAGAUGAUAAAUCUUCUUCGUACGGAAUGAAACAGGCAAUAAUUUUAACAUUAAACAAUGGCCAAAUACAAUCCAAACCAUUAUCCUAUUGUAUUGAUGAGAUGGCAAAAUUAACACGUUUUGUUCGUGAACGUAAUUGGCCAAAAGUAAUGGAAUAUCGUGGUGUAAAUUUCAUAAAUACAUGGGAAAAUUAUCGAAAUCUAAUGUCGCCACCAUCCAAAUCAGCAUUAUCAAUAUUUGAUAGACCAAAAUCUUCAACAUCAACAUCUGGAUAUUGUUGGGCAAUCAUGAUUUGUUCAUCGAAUCAUAAUAGUCCAAUGCCUGGUACAAAUGGAAUCCUGUUUGCAUUAGUUCGUUAUGGACAAGCACAGAAUAUAACGGUUAUCGGUUAUCGUAAUGGAUUGGAAGGUCUUUAUGGUAAUGAUUAUCAACGUUUUGAAUGGCAAGAUGUUGCCGAUAUAACAUCCAUAAGUGGUUCGAUAAUUGGUUCACAAUCACGAUCAAGAAAAUCCACACCUAGAAUUAAUGAUGAAAAUAUCGAGAGAAUAAUUACAAAUUUACAAAUGAAUAAAAUCAAAUUCUUGUGUUUUGUUGGUGAUCAUCAAGCAUUCGAUCAUCUACAAUCAUUGAAUGAAUAUAGAAAACGUUUUGAUUAUCUAUUGGACAUGAAACUCUGUUACAUACCUGUAUCUGCUGUUGAUUUUGAUAUCGACAAUGAUACAAAUUCCAAUGAUAAUGAUUCAACAAUUGUAUGGUCAAAAUUAGGACGUGAUUCAAUGAUGAAUAAAACCAUCCGGUUGAUUUGUGAUCUAAUCUAUUCAACACAAGGAACAUAUAAUCAAUUGUUUAUGAUUCGAAUCAAUCUAGAUAUGUUAUCAUCGACAACAUUCAUCAGAUCGAAUGAAUUUGCAAUGGCCGUUGGUGCUGCCAUCAUUUAUCCCAAAGAUAAAUCAAAUCGCAUGGAACCACCACUUCAUCCAGAAUCAAUUAAAACCACCGCUAUUGAAUUACGUGAAUCGAUUCUGCAAACAAAUGAAAAUAAAUUUGUAAUCAUACAUUAUCCAUUAUGGUCGAAAAUUCAAUCAAUUUUCAUGUCAAUAAUAGCACCAUUUAGCGAUCGAAUACGCUUGAAUUCUAUUGAUAUGACAGCAAUGCAAAUGCCCACACACGCUUCACCGUUUGAUCGUAAAUUGGGCGUAAAAUUGGGCAUGGAAUGUGGCCGUUAUUUUUCCAAUGCAAAUUUUGAAACUACACCGCUAAUGAUCAGUACACCAUUUUUGUAUGAAGCACGACCGAUUAAAUCACGAAUCAGAAAAAGUAAAUGAAAAUGAAAAAAAUGUUUAUUAAAAUAAAUCAGAAAAAAUUCAAAUUUCAA
This is a messenger RNA of Dermatophagoides farinae (American house dust mite), 2700 nucleotides long. Its product is annotated as ATP-dependent 6-phosphofructokinase, liver type. Gene Ontology annotation, molecular function: ATP binding; monosaccharide binding; fructose-6-phosphate binding. Gene Ontology annotation, biological process: fructose 1,6-bisphosphate metabolic process; canonical glycolysis; fructose 6-phosphate metabolic process. The record is from RefSeq and is a predicted model, not a curated record. Gene Ontology annotation, cellular component: 6-phosphofructokinase complex. Lineage: Eukaryota; Metazoa; Arthropoda; Arachnida; Sarcoptiformes; Pyroglyphidae.